AUGAGUAAUACAUCAUGGGGUAUUCUUAUUGGAUUAGAGUCAACAACACCUAAUAUUUUAUUAAAAGAAGAAGUAGAAAAUGUUGGAAGAGAAAGGAUAGAUAAAACCAAAUGUAUUAUAAGUAGUAAUCAUUUUAAUAUUACAAGAAGACAACCAAAUAAUGAAAGUCAAUGUUUUAUACUAACUGAUACAUCUUCAAAUGGAACGUUUAUUAAUGACGGAAAUAAAAGAUUAGAAAAAAGAAGUGAAACAGUUAUAAAUUCCUUUGAUGUUAUUUAUGUUGUUAAAGUUAAUCAACAAGAAAAUAUAAUAGUAGAACCUGUUUCAUUUUUAUUUGUUGACACAUUAACAUUUAAUGUAAUUAAUUCAAAAACACAAUUAUUUGAAAAAUAUAGUUUUGGUAAAUUGUUAGGAUGUGGUAGUUUUGGAAAGGUGUUUCAAGUAAUAACCAAAAACCAAAAAUCACAGAAAAGAGCACUUAAAAUUAUUCCUAUUAAAAAUGAAAUUCAAAUGAUUAAAAAUGAAAGAGAAUUUGAAAUAACAAAACAUAUUAAACAUCCAAAUAUUGUAGAAGUAAUUGAUAUGAUGGAAUCUGAACAUUGGUCAUUUAUUAUAAUGGAAUUAAUUGAAACAGGUUGUUUACUUGAUUAUCUUUAUAAACACCAACUUACAAACACACAACUUAAAAACAUUAUGAAAGAUGUUUUAGAAGCUAUUUCUUUUCUUCAUAAAAAUUUUAUUGUUCAUCGUGAUAUUAAACUAGAAAAUGUUCUUAUUGAACAACAAGGAUUAUCAAUAAUAGCUAAAUUAACAGAUUUUGGAUUAGGAAGAAUUGUUGGAAAAGAUUUUCAGGCUGAAACAUUAUGUGGUACUCGUCAAUAUGUUUCACCAGAAAUUUAUAAACGUGUUAUUUAUAAACAAAAAAUUAAUAAAGAAACUCAACAAGAAAUGGAAGAAAGUCUUAAACGUAAACUCAGUUAUGAUGCAUCAAAAUCUGAUAUUUGGGCAUGUGGUAUAAUGUUUUAUGAAAUGAUAUUAAGAAGAUCACCAUUUGAUGGAAUGUUAAAUGAAAAUGAUAAGACAUUAGGAUAUAAAAGAAUUAAACUAAUUUUAAAUGCUGACUUUAAUAAAGAUGAUAAAUAUUUUAGUCUCUCACAAGAGAUUAGAGAUCUUUUAGAAAAUAUGAUUGUGGCUGAUCCUCAUAAAAGACUUUCUGCUGAAGAAUGUCUUCAACUGGAAUACUUUACAGGAAGAACUAUUACUCCUCCAACUCUUAUUCCAAAUAAAAUAGAAACUCCUCCUCAUUGA
Molecule: messenger RNA, 1308 nt
Organism: Entamoeba dispar SAW760
Lineage: Eukaryota; Evosea; Mastigamoebida; Endamoebidae
Product: meiosis-specific serine/threonine protein kinase MEK1, putative
Exons: 1
Coding region: 1-1308 (435 amino acids)
Biological process (GO): protein phosphorylation; mitotic DNA damage checkpoint signaling
Cellular component (GO): cytoplasm; nucleus
Molecular function (GO): protein binding; protein serine/threonine kinase activity; ATP binding
Source: RefSeq, a predicted model, not a curated record